This is a messenger RNA of Danaus chrysippus (African queen), 897 nucleotides long. NCBI's taxonomy places the organism in Eukaryota, Metazoa, Arthropoda, Insecta, Lepidoptera, Nymphalidae. The record is from the annotation of a GenBank genome assembly.
AUGGCUGAUUCGGAGCCUCAAAAUAAUGGAAGUGUUGAAAAAGAACAAAGACCUAAUGGUGGUGGAGAUGAGGGCGACGCAUGGGGAAGUCUUGACUCAUCAUCCGUACAUCGAUAUGCCAAGAUGCCCGUACACCGUAACGCUCAAAGGUACAACAUGCAGCAUCCGAAACGUGGUAUGGCACUUAUUUUUAAUCAUGAGACUUUUGAUGUACACAACCUCAAACAGCGUACGGGGACGAGCGUCGAUAGUGAUAAUUUAUCCAAGGUUUUAAAGAGUUUAGGGUUUAAAGUAACCAUACUCAAUAACUUGAAAUCCGAGGACGUUAACAUGUAUCUUCAGCAAACAGCUGAAAUGGAUCACUCGAAUUAUGACUGUCUGCUCAUAGCUGUGCUGACCCACGGCGAAAUGGGCAUGCUGUAUGCGAAGGACACGCAUUACAAGACUGAUAAUCUAUGGUACUAUUUUACAGCCGAUAAAUGUCCCACACUAGCAGGAAAACCAAAAAUAUUCUUUAUUCAAGCUUGCCAGGGUGACAAGUUGGAUGGAGGUAUAACUUUGUGCAACAGAACUGAGACAGAUGGCUCAUCCCACAGUGCUCCAUAUAAAAUACCAAUCCAUGCAGACUUUUUGAUUGUAUUUUCAACUGUGCCUGGGUACUUCUCCUGGAGGAACACCACUCGCGGUUCGUGGUUCAUACAAGCGCUUUGCGAGGAGCUCCGUUAUUCAGGUACAGAGAAUGACAUCUUAACACUCCUAACAUUUGUCGCUCAAAGAGUCGCUCUGGACUUUGAAUCUAACACACCAGAUGUUUUACCGAUGCAUCAACAGAAGCAAGUGCCUUGCAUCACCAGCAUGUUAACAAGGCUACUGGUUUUCGAAAAGAAACAAAUGUAA